Messenger RNA from Aethalodelphis obliquidens (Pacific white-sided dolphin), 6251 nucleotides. It is a transcript of the gene SLC29A4, whose product is annotated as solute carrier family 29 member 4. Gene Ontology annotation, biological process: nucleoside transmembrane transport. Lineage: Eukaryota; Metazoa; Chordata; Mammalia; Artiodactyla; Delphinidae. Gene Ontology annotation, molecular function: monoamine transmembrane transporter activity; nucleoside transmembrane transporter activity. Gene Ontology annotation, cellular component: plasma membrane. The record is from RefSeq and is a predicted model, not a curated record. Bases 2442 to 3902 code for a protein of 486 amino acids. The transcript is spliced from 11 exons.
CGCACAGGAGCGUGGUGAUGAGCUUCGACAGCGGCCCGCUGGAGGAGGUGGCGGCAGGGGUAGCCCAGGCCCAGGGCAGUAGGGCCAGGGGCAUCCCGAUUUUCACGGACUCUGGACAUUGGCUGGCUAAAGAGGAGGCUGGCUAAGCCAGUCUGAAGUCCACCAGGCAGGUGGUUAGGACGGAAGAUGACAAGCAGGCUGGAAUCCCAGGGGCACGAGCCGUUUGGGGUCCCUGAGUUCUGGGAAGGCCUCAAGGUCUUACCUGAUUAGGUCACGCCCACCCAGGGUAAACCCCCUUUUGAUCAAACUUAAAGUAACUAAGGAGGGCCUUUGUGUGAUUUUUCUGUGAAAGAAAAAUCUUUUCACAGCAGCACCUCGGUCGGUGUUUGAUUGAACAGCAGGGCUGUGGUUCAGCCUCCAAGUUGACCUACAAACUGACCAUUACAGUCCACCCCUUACCAGCUUGCCUCCUACACACAGCUCCCUAAACCAUACUCAGUCUCCAGAGAAAGACACUAACAGUCAACCCCCACCUACCAGGACAUAACGGACCCCCAUAUGAACAAAAACACACUAACGCUUUCCCCAAAGGACGCAAAGUCCUUGUGCGUUGAUGUUCGCACUUCUCCUUUGAUCCCCCAAACUUCAAUACUGAGAUACAGGGUUAACUGUUACGAACACAUCUUACGUUAGAUGAUACGGGGGUGAGAAAGUGAAUAAAAUAAAAGCAUUUGAUUAAUACAUACACACACAUAUUCAUAUCAGAAAAAGGAAGCAAUACUCAUAACAGUAUCAGUCCUCCUGUCUGUGACCAGUCCCAUGAUUGUAGCUGGGAUUCGUAACUACCUUCUCCCACCACCCAUCCCAUAUUCCAUUUGCCCACCACAAGUAUCUUAACUGGUCACGGUUCUUUGCCCGGUGGGUGACCCAAGCUUCAUUAUUUUUUUUUUUCUUGGCCGCGCCAUGUGGCUUAUGGAAUUUUAGUUCCCCGACCAGGGAUCAAACCUGGGGCCCCAGCAGUGAGAGUGCCAACUCAUAACCACUGGACCAGCAGGGAAUUCCCCCAGCCUUCAUUCUUGAAAGCUCUGGAUCACUAGCAGUCCUGCUGGACUUGGGUUGGUAUCGUUUUCCAUUGACUGUGUCCCAGGGAUUGCACGUGCUGAGAGAGGCCGUGAGGAAUCUCCUGUCUCGCGGACCUACUCUCUCACUCGCACACGGGAGCAACCUGACUUCCCAGUGAUGACGGUCAGGAUCUGUCCCCACAGCCAGAGCGGCCACCCUGCUCUCUGCAGGAUCACUGUGUCUCGGGGGGGAACCGUUCCUCCCUUUGGAGCAAAGCCCUCCGGCCCAGCGGAGCCUCAAGUCCUGGGGGUGGGAAGCAAACAUUUCGCUGGUGAAGCUCUAAGGGGCGUAGUGGGUGGUCCCACCCGCACUUCUGCCCGUGGUUCCUGGAUGUGUGAACACUAACUGUAGGAGAAUCAGCCCUGUAUACUGGACGCUGGUUUAGAGCAUUGGUGGCCUCCCAGAGGACACUGCCUCAGCCCCACCAGGUCUGGCCACCCAGCUGGUCCCAGAGCUGGGUCUCCAGAAGGCCAUUUCACUGUUCUCUCCAGCCAGCUGCUUCAGUGGCCAUGAUGGUGAGAGUCACGGUGGCAGCAGCCUCUCGGUAACGGCCAGUGGCUGUGGUGAUGGCUGCACUGGCGUGGUAUUGGUGGUUGUAUGUCUGGCAGCCAUGACUAUGAUGACUGGGGCAGCUGGGGCCGUGAAGGUGGAGAGCGGCCACGGUGACGGUGACCAUGGUUACAGUGGCUGUAAGGUGAUGAUAACGGCUGUGAUGUAGCAGCUGUGAUGGGGAUGGAUGGUGGCCAGGGUGACGGCAGCCGUGAUGCUGGUGGAUACAGUGGCAGUGGCCACAGUGAUGAUGGACCGUGGGUAUGGUGAUGGUGGUCAUGAUGGUGGGUACGAUGGUGACAGUGGCCAUGGUGUUUGGUGACUUUUGAUAAUGGCCAUGAUGGUGGUGGCGUGGGCAGCUGUGGCCAUAGUGACGGAGAGUAGCCACGGUCAUGAUGGCUUUGGUGGCUUGGAUAUGGUGAGAGUGGCUAAGGUGGCAGUGCUUCUGGUGGCAGUGACAGAUGCAUGGUGGGAGGCCGUGUCUGUGGUUCGGGUGGCAGCCGGAGUGGCUGUGGCUAUGGUGGUCGUGAUGGGGGUGCCGUGGUGGACUGCGGCCCCGAUGUGGUGGUCGCGGCCGCGAAUGGGCUGGUCCGCGUCUCACCUGGCCUCUAGGUUUGCGGGCAGAGGAGCCGGUGCCUGACGACCGCUACCGCGCCGUCUACUUUGCAACGCUCCUGGCUGGCGUGGGCUUCCUGCUGCCGUACAAUAGCUUCAUCACCGACGUGGACUACCUGCACCACAAGUACCCAGGGACCUCGAUUGUGUUUGACAUGAGCCUCACCUACAUCCUGGUGGCGCUGGUGGCUGUGCUCCUGAACAACGCGCUGGUGGAGAGGCUGAGCCUGCACACGAGGAUCACCGCGGGUACGCCGCCGCUGCCCACCCGGCUCCCGGCCCUCACACCUGGCCGUCACAUGCCCUCCAUUCCCUGCGUGCGCCUCACUCUCCUCGUCUGCUACCUCUUAGCCUUGGGCCCCCUCCUGUUCAUCAGCAUCUGCGACGUGUGGCUGCAGCUCUUCUCUCGGGACCAGGCUUAUGCCAUCAACCUGGCUGCGGUGGGCACCGUGGCCUUCGGCUGCACAGUGCAGCAAUCCAGCUUCUACGGGUACACGGGGAUGCUGCCCAAGAGGUACACGCAGGGGGUGAUGACGGGGGAGACACGGGGGCCGCCCCACCCUCAGCCCAGCCGCAAGCACUUCGGAGCACCUCGUCCAGAUGUCCUCAGUCUUCCUUCCGGGCCUGGAUGGGCCAGGCUCAGCCGUGCUGUGGGGCAGGACUCAGGCACGGCGGGCGUGAUGGUCUCCCUGAGCCGUAUCCUCACGAAGCUGCUGCUACCCGACGAGCGGGCCGGCACGCUCAUCUUCUUCCUGGUCUCCGCGGGCCUGGAGCUGCUCUGCUUCCUGCUGCACCUGCUGGUGCGGGGCAGCCGCUUCGUGCUCUACCACACGGCGCGGCCCCGCCCCAGCCACACGGCCGGCUACCGCGUGCACCACGACGUGGCCGCCGAGGACGUGCACUUUGAGCACCAGGGCCCAGGCCUGGCCAACGGCGGGUCCCCGAAGGACAGCCCAGCCCACGAGGUGACCGGCGGCGGGGGAGCCUACACGCGCUUUGAUGUGCCUCGGCCGAGAACCAGGCGCAGCUGGCCCUCCUUCCGAGCCCUGCUGCUGCACCGCUACGUGGUGGCCCGCGUCAUCUGGGCGGACAUGCUCUCCAUUGCCGUGACCUACUUCAUCACGCUGUGCCUGUUUCCGGGUCUCGAGUCUGAGAUCCACCACUGCAUCCUGGGCGAGUGGCUGCCCAUUCUCAUCAUGGCCGUGUUCAACCUGUCUGACUUCGUGGGCAAGAUCCUGGCGGCGCUGCCCAUGGACUGGCAGGGCACCCACUUGCUGGCCUGCGCCUGCCUCCGUGUGGUCUUCAUCCCCCUCUUCAUCCUGUGCGUCUACCCCAGCAGCACGCCCGCCCUCCGCCACCCGGCCUGGCCCUGCAUCCUCUCCCUGCUCAUGGGCAUCAGCAACGGCUACUUCGGCAGCGUGCCCAUGAUCCUGGCGGCGGGCAAAGUGAGCCCCAGGCAGCGGGAGCUAGCAGGGAACACCAUGACUGUGUCCUACAUGACGGGGCUGACGCUGGGCUCGGCCGUGGCCUACUGUACCUACAGCCUCACGCGGGACGCCCACGGCACCUGCCCCGACCGCUCCGCCGCCAACGCCUCCUUCCCCGCCGGCCUCUGAGCCAGGCCUGGGCCCCCAGCCCUGCCCAGGGAGGGCUGCCGGGGCCCUUCCCCACCCCUGCCUGCAGUGCCUGCGGGGCCCCGGCCUCCUCCCCGUGCCAAUACCGCCACCCUCUCUGGGCCCACCUGCCCUCACUCCGGCCCCAAGGUUCUGCCAAGUUCUCGGAGGCCUGGACAUGUGGCUGCCACAGGGUCCCGCCAGCACUGUGUUCUGUGUUCCGUCUCACGCCGCCCUUUGCCACCUGCGUGUGUCUAGUGGUCCCAGUGCCAGCCAGGACAGUGACAGACCACCAGCUGGUGUCCCCUUCUGGUGACCCUCACCUGGCUCUGCUUUGAGGGCCCCAUGACCCCAGCCACACCGUCCUCAGCACCUCCUUCACUGGGGACCCCUUGCCCCCAGGUCUCCCCCGUUCCCGUUCUUAAACGCUGGGUCUCCCCAGCAAAAUGCGUUUGCCGUGAAGGAGCUGUAAGCUCUGGGUCUGAAUGGUUUCAGACCACGGUCUGCGCUGGCCUUUUUGCAACCCCAGCUUUGGUGCUGGCCUGGGUGCACCCACCCCAUGCCAGCACCCCGCGUGCACCCUGGUACCCACCUGAUGCCACAGGCCUGGGCGUCUGUGCCUGCCUGGGGACCCCCGAUGACUUCUCUGGAUCCUCCACCUGUGAUACAGGAGGGGGACAGUUUGGGGGCCGCAAAGCAGGGCCCACACCCUGGCUAAAGUCACCCUGUGACCUAGGCCUUGAGCCCUGUCCAGGGAGGCCCAAGGAGGGACAGACGUGCCGGAGUCCCUGGCAAGUAGGAAGGGGUGGGGUCCCCCCAGAGGUCCGGGCUGGUUCGGUGCCCCGAGCUGGGGGCAUUCCCAGAUCAUCCUGCCAAAGGCGGGCUUCUCUACGGGGAGGACAGGUACCCACGGCACCGCUGUGACCACCCUGCCCUUCUGCGUCUGGUGUCCACCCGUCUGUCCACUAACUGUACCGCACUGGCCAUUAAAGAUGAGGGCAGAGCAACUGCCCCACCGCCGCCUCCAAGUAGCGUCUGUGCCGCCAUCGCAGCCCCUGCGGUGGGAGGAGGGGUCCUGGCGGGACACGGCCCACGACUGGGAACCCAGGCUUCCCACCAGACACCUGGUAGGCCCAGGACAGAUUUGUGUGGAGGGGCGGACAGUCGGGGUGGGGAGAGGAAGCAUUUGGGGUUUAAAGGGCACCUUGGUGCCCCUUUGGCCCUCAGAACAGUCAGAGACGGUGGCUGCGUCGCGCCCACUCCAAGGGGGAGAAAAGGAGGGGAGAUGGCUUGCCCCCUGCCCUGAGGGAUCAGAGCCAGGACCGGACGCUGAGCGUUCGGGGGUCCCAUCCCGGCUCUGUUGCUGAUGUGUGUGGUUUGGACAAAUUCCUCCACUAUCCUAUGUUUCAGUUUCCCCAAGACGGGUUGCCCCGCUCUUCGACGUGGGUUCCGUGGAGGAGGGUUGGGGAGGAGGAGGCCGGCUGCCUGAGGGUGGCCUGUGCUCCAGGCAGGCCCGCGACCUUGGGGACACACCCACCUCCGGACAGGCACCGCCCCCUGCAGCCACGUGGGUCAAGACCACGCGGGGCGCCGCCUCAGGGGCCGCUUGGUGGCGCCAGCGUGUCGCUCUUUCCAAGACUGGAUAUGUGGGGGUGGGGCACGCACUACCUCGUGACUCAGUUUCUCUGAAACGGGAGGACCGUCGGAGCCCUUCCCCAGCCACACACCGAGCUGACUGCCUUCGUCAUGGCCGCACCGUUCCCUCCACACACCGCCCUCAAAUAGCAAAGCCGGGUGGCCGUCCGUGUCCCAUCCACGUGCGGUGCGCUGGGUUGCUGGGCAGGUGCCCGUGGGGGCCGGCCUGAGCUGCCCUGGGUAGGGGGCAGGUGGCAACGCCAGGACCUGGGCCCAGCCUCCCCAGUCCCGGCAGGGCUGCCGCCCCUCCAUUGCACACUGGCUCAGGGCCACCCAGACCGGCAGCACUGCUGUCAUUCCUUCCAGUGUGGGUGCAGCCGGGAGGGCUCUGCGCCACGUGUUUUUGUUCUGUGUUUUGUUACUGCCUUGCUCUUAACAGCAGUCCCAGUUGUAGCCUCCUCCACUCUCCUCCUUUUUUUCUGAAGUGUGACUGAUGUACAGUAUUAUGUGAGUUACAGGUGUAUAGUAUAGUGACUCACAGUUUUUAAGGACUGAGCUUCAUUUAUAGUUAUUGUAAAAUAUUGGCUAUAUUCCCCAUGUUGUACAAAUAUCCUUGUAGCUAAUUUUACACCUAAUAGCUUGUACCUCUUACUCCCCUACCCCUAUCUUUCCCUUCCUCCUUUUCCUCUCCCCACUGGUCACCACUAGUUUGUUCUA